This is a messenger RNA of Danio rerio (zebrafish), 3747 nucleotides long. Lineage: Eukaryota; Metazoa; Chordata; Actinopteri; Cypriniformes; Danionidae. The record is from RefSeq and is a predicted model, not a curated record.
GUUCAGUGGGUCGCCAAGGAUACAAGUUGAGAUGGAGGAGUGUAAGAGGAAAGAAAAAAAACUUGCCCUGGUUUGUUACAUCACAUACCAAAUAAGGAAUAUACACACCAAAUACGGCAUUGGGUCUGUUUUUUAUUAAUGACUCUCUCACUCUCUUUUUCCUCCACUUUAUGCUUUUUCCUUCUCUCUGAAAAAAAGAAGCAAGUAGAGGCGUGGAAAAAUUUGGGUGGCUUUUCUCCAGGAUUCUCUGAGUUGUGUGUUCUGUCCCGGGCAGGAGUGAGUGGCACUUCUUCUCUGGAGAGCACACAGACCAAAGGCACAGAAGAGCUAAUCAGCGUCGUCUCUGCCUGACACAUUCAGACCAACUCACAGAAGGAAAAUACCUGGAAGAUAAUGACCUAACAGUUGUCUUUUUGCAGACGUUUGAAUAUCCCACAGAAAGAGCGGAAUACAGCGCUCUGAAUUCUUCAUUCCAGAGCUGUCUAUUCUGACACUUUGGUGGACUAUGGGGAAGAGGCAGUUAUUACUUUAUGCCCUCUGGGGUGUAAUGGUUUUUGGCCUAUUCCCAAAACUUGAAGCUCAAGAUGCCCCUGGGACAGCUGACCUUGUACUCUUAAUUGACGGAUCAGAAAACGUUGGAGCUGCCAACUUCCCCCUCAUCAGUGGUUUGGCUGCUCAAGUGAUUGAGGGGCUUGCUGUGGGCAGGGAUGCAAUUCGUGUAGCCCUUGUGCUUUAUGGUGCUGACCCUGAGAUUAAGUUCUAUCUCAAUAGCUAUGACAACAGACAGAGUGUCCUCAGUGCUAUCCGGGGGCUUAAAUACCCUGGUGGGGAGGCAAAUCUGGGGGCUGCAUUGCAAGAGGUGGCAGACAGUCUGUUGGGCGAAGACGCAGGAGGCAGGGCAGAGGAAGGGGUCCCCCAGGCACUGGUGGUGAUCAGUGCUGGGGAAUCCGCUGAUGAUGUCAGUCAGAGCGGCAGGGCACUAAAACAGGACAGUGUGUACAUCUUUGGUAUUGCUGCUGGUGAUUCUGCCACUGCCCAACUGGAAGCUAUUGCUACAGACAAAAGCUUUGUUCUGUCGGCUCCUGAUGUCAGAACAGUCUCAAGCAUGGGUGACCAGAUACUGCCAUACAUUAAUGGGGUUGCCCAGCGCAACAUUGUGAUUCAAACAGAUUUCACAGAAGCUUUGGCUGUUGGGCAGAGAGAUGUCAUUUUUCUCAUAGACAGUAGCUUGGGCAGCAUCGGAAUCAAUGUAGCGCGUGAAGUCAUCAGAAGGUUUAUUGAGUCCGUACCAAUUGGCCCUGAUCAGGUGCAGAUUGGAGUGGCCAUGUUUUCCACUACCCCAAAGAUGGAGAUUGAUCUAAACUCAUUCAGUUCAAAAGAGGCUUUGAUCUCUGCCCUUGUGAAAAUAAAACCCAAACCUUCAGUCGAAAUUAACAUUGGUGCAGCCCUGGAUUUUGUGAGGACCAACAUGUUCAGAGCUGAGAGGGGGAGUCGCAUUCAAGAUGGAGUGCCACAGCUUUUAUUGCUCCUGACCAGUAAAAAAUCCAAAGACAGUGUCCAACAGCCAGCUGAAGCCCUUCGACAAAUGGGUGUUCUGACAUUGGCUGCAGGUACCAGAGCUGCUCAGGAGGCAGAGCUCAAGGAAAUAGCUUUUGAUGACAGUGUGGUUUUCAUGUAUAAAGACUUCAGGGUGUUGUCACGCAACCCCAAAGAAAUUAUCUCCCCUCUCUCUACAUUGUCUGGUGUUGUUGUGACAGAGACUCCAACUGAAACAGGACCAGUUGUGGAGGUUACAACAGUCCACACACAAAAAGUUGUCCGAGACAUUGUUUUCCUGGUGGAUGGAUCUAACUAUGUUGGAAAUAACCUGCGUUUUGUGAAGGACUUUAUCAACGGUGUGGUCAACAAGCUAGAUGUUCGACCUGAUAGAGUGCGCAUUGGACUAAUGCAGUUUGCUGAGGGGCAGCGCACAGAGUUUUAUUUGAAUUCUCACAACACCAAACAGAACGUGCUUUCUGCCAUUGCACAGCUCAGUUUGAUGGGAGGACGUGCACUUAACACUGGUGCAGCCCUGAAAUAUGCUCUAGAUAACCACUUCCAAACCUCAUCUGGGUCUCGUAGGAGACAAGGAGUCCAGCAGGUACUGGUGCUAAUAACAGGAGGCCCAUCUCAAGAUGAUGCUAAAAGGAUUGCAGACCGACUGGCUUUAGAAGGUGUUUUGACAUUCGCUGUUGGAGCUGGCCAGGUGGAUUUGACUUUUCUGAAAACUGCUGCUUUUGUUGAAGAUUUGGCAUAUUACAGAAGAAAUUUUGCUGACUUGUCAAGUGUUGUUGAAAAAAUUAUGACACCACUCAUCACUGUUGUUGGGGAGACUGAUACAAUUGAAGGAGCUCCAACGCCUGGCCCCUCCCAUGGAGAAAGGGAUGUUGCAUUCUUGAUAGAUGGCUCUGAUGAUGUCAGAGGUGACUUUCCCUACAUUCGUGACUUCAUUUCCAGAGUGAUUGAGCCUCUUGACAUAGGAAUUAAUAAAGUAAGAGUGUCUGUUGUCCAGCAUAGUGAUAGACCAAGCCCUAACUUCUUCCUCGACACUUACCAAACCAAAGAUGAGGUGCUGAGAGCUGUAAAUGGGCUCACUCUGGCAGGUGGCAGAGGUCUGAAUACUGGUGCUGCAUUGACUUUCAUGAAAAACACAGUCUUGUCAACAGCACGUGGCAGUCGAGCUGCACAAAAUGUUCCCCAAUUUUUGAUCGUUCUAACUGCUGGAAGAUCAAGAGAUAGUGUCAGAGAGCCUGCGGUUGCCCUGAAGACUGAGGGAGUUGUACCUUUUGGUGUUGGAGUAAAAAAUGCAGAUCCCAAAGAGAUUGAGGCCAUCUCUCACAAUCCAUCAUUUGCUUUCAAUGUAAAGGAAUUCAGCCAGCUCAACACUGUCCAGGAAAAGCUCAAGAACUAUGUGAACUUUCAAGAACAAGACCUGACGAAAUUUCUAGAGAGAGGAAUUAACAAACGGGAUAUAGUUUUUCUCCUUGAUGGCUCAGAUGAUUCACGAAAUACGCUUCUUACCAUUCGUGAGUUUAUUCGGAGAAUGGUUUUGGAUCUUGACAUUGACCAGGACAUUGUUCGAGUUGCUGUAGUACAGUACAGUGAAGACCCUUUGAUUCACUUCCUACUUAACACUUACAAUAGUAAGAAAGCUGUACUUUAUGCCAUUAAUGGCCUUACAGCAAAAGGUGGAAGAAACAUAAACACUGGGGCAGCUCUACAGUAUGUCAGGGACCAUGUUUUUACUACUGCUUCUGGAAGUAGACAUCAUCUAGGAGUCCCUCAGGUGUUGAUUGUUAUGACUGGUGGACGGUCCAUUGAUCAAGUGGCAGAUCCUGCUGAAGAUCUCAAAAAUUUUGGCGUGUUGUCCAUUGCCAUUGGAAUAAAGAAUGCUUUAGAGUCAGAACUCCAGACCAUAGCAUUUUCACCUAGAUUCAUUUUUAAUCUUCCAGUCUCUGGUGAACUUUUACAUAUUCAGCCUGACAUCCUCUCCUUUAUCAAAUCCAAAAUGGGGAUAGAACCCCCAACUAUUAUUGGUAAGAAUAACCACACAUGGCAUUUUCUUAAAAUCCAAGCUUUUUCUUUUGACUUUAGGCAUUCAAUUGUUUGGAAUUAAACUUCAACAAAAUCUCUUUCUUUCACUUAACUGCCUGUUUUAACAAUGUGGCCAUUUAUUGAUUGAUUCAACCUUUUUAACAUCUCAGUUAA